UGUGUUUGGAUAUUUUUUUUUUGUGCAGUAAUGCGGCGGCCCCGGAGAUGAAAUAGACAGAGGGGUGGACAAUUACAACAGCGGGGAGGAGAGGAGAGAGGAGAGAGGAGAAGAGGUGAAGAAGAGAAGAAGAUUUAGCCGAGAAGGGGAGAAGAAGUGUUGCAGUCGGGAUGAUAUCCGUGUCGUGGUGGAGAGGGUAAUGCCAGGAUUGUAGCAGGAGGGAGAUCAGAGUGGAAAAUUUCACGCAAGGUUGUACGAGCAACUCCACUGAGACGGGAUUUCAUUAAGCAGACGCAUCCCCCAGGCUCUCUGGCAAGGCUCAGCUUUAUAAAGCAACAAGGCAAGAGACUGCAAGCUGCAUGAUAUACUGCAUGGAACACUGCUCAACAUAGACCAGCUCCACGGGAAGUGUGUCGGCGAAGAGGAGCCAGCCCAGAGGACAACUGGGUUCCCAGUGCACUCGGGGAGCGCUUCACCGGCAGAAAUGCUGCCAAGGGAAGGAAGACUACCACAGCUUGGAUUGCUGUUCAUCUUGAUCCUCGGCCAACACGUCACCUCCAUCGAAGUCCCUCGCGACUCAAAUCUUCAGAAUCAGUUGGCGCAGCCUCCCACCAUCACCAAGCUGUCUCCAAAGGAUUACAUUGUCGAUCCACGGGACAACGUAGUCAUCGACUGUGCAGGGAAGGGGAACCCAACCCCCAUAUUCUCGUGGACUCGCAAUGGAAAGUUCUUCAACGUUGCCAAAGACUCCAGGGUGUCGAUGAGGUCGCGGUCGGGUACCCUGGUCAUGGACUUCCGAUACAGUGGGCGGGCUGAGGACUACGAGGGGGAGUACCAGUGCUCGGCCAGGAAUGACCAUGGCACAGCCCUCUCCCACAAAAUACACCUCCAAGUCUCCAAGGCGCCACUCUGGAGGAGAGGCAACGUGGAGCCGAUCGUGGUCCAGGAAGGAGUCUCUGUGACGUUGCCCUGCCAACCUCCCGCUGGCCUGCCCCCUCCUGUCAUCUUCUGGAUGAACAGCAACAUGGACUUGAUCCCUCAGGACACGCGGGUGUCUCAGGCGCUGAACGGCGAUCUCUACUUCUCCAACGUGAAGCGCAGCGACGCUCGCUUCGAUUACAUCUGCAACGCCCGGUUCCCCUUCACUCAAACCAUCCAGCAGAAAAACCCCAUCACCAUCAAAGUGCUGACCAAGGAUACCAAUUACGAAACAUUCCCAACUAUUCUGAAUGACACUGGCGCUCGUCCGGUCAUGGAACAGACCCCCAGGUUCAUGGUUCCGUUGGGGACGUCCAGCAGCAGAAUCAUUCUCCGAGAAGAAGAUCUAUUACUGGAGUGCAUUGCAUCAGGAGUGCCCACGCCGGAAAUUAUUUGGUACAAGAAAGGGGGCGAGCUGCCCUGGCCAAAGGUGCGGAUGGAAAACUUCAACAAGACGCUGAGGAUCAUGAAUGUGUCUGAGGAGAAUUCGGGCGAGUAUUUCUGCCUGGCGUCCAACAAAAUGGGGAGCAUCAGACACACCAUCACAGUGUGGGUUAAAGCUGCUCCGUACUGGUUGAACGAGCCCCAGAACCUAGUGCUGGCUCCCGGCGAAUACGGCAGACUGAUGUGCCGGGCCAAUGGCAAUCCCAAACCCAACAUCCAGUGGCUGGUUAAUGGCGAGCCGAUGGAAAAGGUUCGUCAGAACCUGAACCGGGAUGUUUCCGGGGAUACGAUUAUUUUCCGAGAGGCACAGAUCGGAACCAGUGCCGUAUAUCAGUGCAAUGCUUCCAAUGAGCAUGGAUACCUACUGGCCAAUGCCUUUGUCAGUGUGCUCGAUGUACAGCCCAGGAUCUUGACCAAGCGAAACCAAAUCAUCAAGGUGAUUGAAAAUAACCGCACGCAGCUCGAGUGUCGCUUCUUCGGCGCACCAAUCCCCGUACUGCGAUGGUUUAAGGAUGGACAGGGCAACAAUCUUUAUGGAGGGAACUACAUCAUCCACGACAACGGCACUCUGGAACUGCGCCGCGCCCGCAAGGCCGAUGAGGGAAUGUACACCUGCAUCGCGACCAACAUACUGGGCAAAGCGGAGAACAAGUUGCGACUGGAGGUCAAAGAACCUACAAGGAUAAUAAAGGCUCCAGAAUCGAUCACGGUGAGGAGGUCCCACGCGGCCAGAUUUGACUGUGCAGUGAGGCAUGACCCGACCAUGCGGAUGAAGGUAACCUGGCUGAAAGAUGACAAAGUUCUCUCCUUACCAUGGCGGGCGAAGGAAGAUGAGGUUUCUUUGACAAUCAUCAACGUGUCUGAACGAGAUGAAGGCGUCUACACCUGUAUCGCCCGUACGGAUCUCGACAGAGACUCGGCUAAAGCACGCCUCACGGUUCUAGUUGUUCCCUCCACCCACAUUACCCCGCUUGCUGCUGUACUUAAAGACCGCCCUGCGCCUCCUCGAGACCUGGAACUAACGGACCCAGAAGAUCGCAGCAUUAGGUUGACCUGGAUUCCUGGCGAUGACAACAACAGCCCAAUCACAGAGUUCAUUGUGCAGUACGAGGAAAACAGGUUCGAGCCCAGAAAGUGGCACAAUUUAACCAGGAUCCCGGGAAACAUCAACUCGGCAGUGUUGCAGCUCGCUCCGUACGUCAACUACCAGUUCCGGGUCAUCGCGGUGAACGAAGUGGGCGAAGGUGCCCCUAGUCUCCCCUCGGAACGGUAUCAGACGACCGGAGCAGCUCCUGAGACGAAUCCCACUGAUGUCCGAGGGGCGGGAAUAUCGGAAUCCAGCAUGCAGAUCAGCUGGACACCGCUGUCUGCUACCCAGGUCAGUGAUCUCAACGUCAGGUACAUCGUCAGCUGGAGGCAGCGGGACGUGGGCGGCGAAUGGUCAACGGUCACGGUGACCAGGUCCAAUUACGUCGUCUCUCCGACACCCCUCUUCACCCCCUACGAGAUCAAAGUGCAGGUGGUGAACGAUUUUGGCCUGGGUCCCGAGCCAGACGUCAUCAUCGGAUACUCAGGCGAAGAAUAUCCAAACGCGGCCCCGACGAGCUUGUCCGGGAGGUACGUCAACAGCACGGCCAUUUUGUUGCAGUGGAGGGCAGUACCACAAGAAAAUAUCCGGGGGUAUCUCAUCGGCUAUCGAAUUCAGUACUGGAACGAGGGUAGUCUGCUGAAGACCAGCCGGUACAAGUCACGCAUGAAGGUGAUGGACUCCCAGAACCGGCGGUCGCGCGCCGUGGUAUCGGAACUGCAACCGUACAGCGUCUACAAGUUCCAAGUGGCCGCCGUCAACGGCAGGGGUGCCGGCGGCUGGAGUGAGGUGUUUGCCAUGAACACCACGGAGGGAGUACCUGGGAAACCAGAUUCCCUCAGGAUUCGACAACCGGAUCUGGAAUCGAUUACGUUGCAAUGGACUCCGCCCCGGCAGCCUAAUGGGAUCAUCACGGGCUACACCAUACUCUACCACCGAUUAACUGGCUCCCGUGCAAGGCGCAAUUCCACAAUUCCCAGACUUCCGCCCGACGCGACCACCUACAAGUUGGAACGUGUCGACGCGAACACCAAGUACAGGUUCUACGUCUUUGCCCAAACCCGCCAGGGGUUCGGAGAGCCCAUCGUCUUGGACUCGCCCGACUUCCAAAACGAAGUCACCCCUACCGCUGAGAUUGCAAUUACAGAUGGAGUCGUCUCAAGAUACGUUCCCAUCCCAACCGUCCCUGACGAACCCAGCAUCAUAACAGACGCCACCACCACCACCACCACCAGUGCCGCGCCCCCGGUCACCACCAUCACCGAGUUCGCCCAGCCAGCCGUCACCGCCACUCGUGUAUAUGUGGAUGCUCCCGGUAGGAUAUCGAACCUAACCACAUCAGCGGGCAAUGACUCCAUCAAUAUCACCUGGACUCACACCUUCCCCAUCGACAUGGCUGAGUUUACGGUUGAAUUCAUACACAGUAACGGCACGGUGAAACGGGAGCAGGUGAAGGUCGGCCAGAACUCUGCCCGGAUCCUGGGCCUGACGCCCGGCACCGUGUACAAAGUCAGGGUGUUCUCCGCCCUCUUCCCGUCGGUCACCAGCAACGUAACCGUCACCGAGACCAGCCCAGCUUUCACCAACAGUCAUGCGGACAUCGCCACUCAGGGCUGGUUCAUCGGCCUGAUGUGUGCGGUGGCUCUGCUGGUACUCAUCCUCUUGAUCGUGUGCUUCAUCAAGAGGAGUAAAGGAGGCAAGUACCCAGUUAAGACGACGGAAGAGAACCGGCCUUCACAGGAUGACAAUGGAUACUUCGACAACGAGGACAGCAAGAAGCCGCAGGGCAGCCAGUCCUCGGUGGACGGGACGGUGAAGCAGGAGGAGAGCGACGACAGCAUCGUCAUCUACGGCGACGGCGACGAUAACUCGCGCUUCGGCGAGGACGGCUCGUUCAUCGGCCAGUACACCGUGAAAAAGGACAAAGAGGAGACGGAGGGCAAUGACAGCUCAGAGGCCACGUCCCCGGUCAACCCCGCCUACGCCCUGGCGCGCAUGUGAGAACGGAGACCGAGAGAGAGAGAGAGAGAGAGAGAGAGAGAGAGAGAGAGAGAGAGAUGAGGGCGGAGCAAAUGGACACCGUUGCUACCAAGGCAGUAAAUGCAUUUGAUUUAACUACCCACGGUUGCACACAUGGAACAAACACAAAAUUGGAAAGGCCAGACAGCGAAAGCGGCCAGAGACACGAGACACCACGUGAAAGACACGAGAGAAUGAAGGAGAUGCAUUUAUGGACAAGAUUGGGCUUUGGAAAAACGUAACCACAUUUAAUUGCUCAAUAAUCACACCCUCACGAGUAUGAUAUACCACUUUUUCCCCCACCCCUCCACUUUAGAUUGCAAGUAACACCAAUUUGGGGCGAUUUGUAACACUCUGUGUAGAUGUUGCCAGCUAGCACCUAGCCAAUCAAUGUCCAAUUGUAAGCUAUGGCCUUUUAUUCCAUACACCACCAGGCCACUGCUCCACAUCCUUUUAUAAGGAUUGUUAUCCUUAUGCUGUUUCUGACAGUGAACCUAUGCUGGGAUAUUGCAACUGAAGAUGACGCAAGGAGUCAAGUCUCUCUGUUCACUGAAUCCCCCACCUCCGGCCGCCAUCUCUUGUUAUAGAUUAGAUGCUUCUUCAAAAAAAAAAACAAAGGUUUCAGCCGAGAGAAAUUUGAGCCAAUUUGGAGCGAUUUUUAAUAAGAGCAGCUCAAGUUCCCAGGUCACCGGCUCGCAUAGAACUGCUUAAGUAUGGUACACCCCAAUAGAUUAUUCCUUACAGGCAUAAUUUAUCAGGUCGAGCUUUAGGGAGGACAAUUAAUGAAGGAAAUGUAUUUUUUAGUCCUUGCUAUUGUUGACGGGGCAUUGUUGAUCAGCCCAGAGCUACCUUCCCCACAAUCAGUAAAGCAGAACAUUUGUACCUUCUCCCCGUGACUGUGUGGGUUUUCUCCUCGGUCUGAAGAAGGAAACGUCACCCAUUCCUCCUCUCCAGAGAUGCUGCCCAUCCCGCUGAGUUACUCCAGCAAUUUUGUGUCUUUCUAUCCGGGCGCUCCGCUUUCCUCCCGCACUCCAAAGACGUACGGGUUUGUAGUUUAAUUGGCUUCGGUAAAAUUGUCCCCAGUGUGUGUAGGAUAGUGCCAGUGUAACGGGGAUCGCUGGGCGGCGUUGGACCCGGUGGGCCGAAGGGCCUGUUUCCGGGGCUGUAUCUCUGAACUAAACUAAACUUAAAACGAAAACAUUUGGGUCUCGCCCAAGAAUGGCAUUUGUUGAAUUUGUUUCCCUCAGCUGGUGAAAGCGAGGUUCAUCGAUCUUCCACAGAUAAUUUUGCAGCGUGCGCUUUGAGAUUAGCGUGACCCAUCAGAUGAGCAGACUUCCCCUUAAAGAGAUAUCAUUGAUUUUUGAACCACUUAACAGCAGGCUUUGUGUAAAACUUCAGACAUUCUUAGUCAUUGGCAAUUGUUUUCAAAAUAGCAAAAUCCCUGGCCCCUAACUAUAAUUUUCAACCACUAUGGGGACUCGUCUCCUUCCUUAAGCCAUUUUAGUUGUUGCCCUCAGACUGGCACGGUGGCGCAGCGGUAGAGUUGCUGCCCUACAGCGCCAGAGACCCAGGUUCGAUCCCGACUACGGGUGCUGUCCAUACGGAGUUUGUACAUGCUUCUUAUGUGGGUUUUCUCUGGGUGCUCCGGUUUCCUCCCACGCUCUAAAGAUUCAGGUUUGUAGGUUAAUUGGCUGGUAUAAUUGUAAAUUGUCUCUAGUGUGUGUGUGGGAUAGUGCAGGUGCACGUGGAUCAUUGGUCAGCACGGACUUGGUGGGCCGAAGGGCCUGGUUCCGUGCUGUAUUUCUAUACUAAACCAAACCCCACAUCCUCGUGUUAACAAUCCUUAAUACUUCCUCCACUCAGCUACAUUUUCGCAAGUUAAUAACACCUCUCCUCCUGCAGCAACUCAUGUCCUCCAUUGAUUUUUAUUUUGCCCAUCUUAGUUACGGCUGUUUUAGGAAGGAACUGCAGAUGCUGGUUUACACCGAAGAUAGGUACAAAAUGCUGGAGUAACUCAGCGGGACAGGCAGCAUCUCUGGAGGGAAGGAAUGGGCGACGUUUCGGGCCGAGGCCCUACUUCAGACCGAGAGUCAGGGGAGAGGGAGACACAGAGAUAAGGAAUGUAAGGUGUGAAAACGAGACAUCAAAGGGGACGAGGCUCAAGGAAAAUGCAGAAUAGAUCAUUGUUGGCCAGGGGAAGGUGACAGAGGAGGCACACAAAGAUACCAAUGUAAUCAAGGGGACAAUCGGACAACUAAGAUGGGGGAGGGAUGGAGAGAGAGGGAAUGCAAGGGUUACUUGAAGUUGGAGAAGCUGAUAUCCAUACCGCUGAGUCAACAAGAAGAGUUUAGGUGACUAUUUAAUGAAGGCACAUCUGACAUCCCCAAACUUAUGAAGCAAUAAAAAUAGCAAGACUCGUACUGUACCUUAAUCUUCAUACUGCGACCUUGCUCUGAACCUGGCUUAACACGGCACAUCUAUGGGAUUUAUUACUUGAUUGCCAAGAUGAAUCAAGCAUUUGGCAGUCAGGAUUAGAUUUCUUUAGCACAGAAGCGACAAUUUAUGGAGUCGUGGAGGGUUUUUAUACUGAACUUUACAGCUGAUGUUAGCAUCAGCUAAAAUUAGAAACUUCCUACCAAGUUCCCAAUGCUGAGGUGUCAUUUUCACAGACGCGAAUUCCAGUUCCAAUCUGUUCACCUUAGUUCAUGUCUGAAGAAGGGUCUCGACUUGAAACAUCACCUGUGCCUUCUCCCCAGAGAUGUUGCCUGACCCGUUGAGUUACUCCAGCAUUUUGUGUCUAUGUUCAUGUGAGCAACUCCCUGUCCGCGACACUCACAGAUACAAACUCCCAGGACCCGCCUGUUGAAGUCGGACCCUCUGGUUCUGCCCCGUUUUGCUUCAUUAUUUGAGAAAAAUAAUUAAAACAUUAUUCAUUUCAGGACGGUCACGGUGGCGCAGCGGUAGAGUUGCUGCCUUACAGCGAACGCAGCGCCGGAGACCCGGGUUCGAUCCCGACUACGGGCGCUGUCUGUACGGAGUCUGAACUUUCUCCCCGUGACCUGAGUGGGUUUUGACCGAGAUAGAAACAUAGAAAAUAGGUGCAGGAGUAGAGGCCAUUCGAACCUUCGAGCCUGCACCGCCAUUCAAUUUGAUCAUGGCUGAUCAUCCAACUCAGCAUCCUGUACCUGCCUUCUCUCCAUACCCCCUGAUCCCUUUAGCCACAUUUGGUUUCCUCCCAGACUCCAAAGACGUACAGGUUUGUAGGUUAAUUGGCUUGAUGUAAAUGUUAAUAUUGUCCCGAGUGGGUGUUGGAUAGUGUAAGUGUGCGGGGAUCGCUGGUCGGCGUGGACACGGUGGGCCGAAGGGCCUGUUUCCACGCUGUAUCCCUAAACUAAACGAAAUUAAAGCUCUACGCCUUCUUUGGUUGCGGCUGGAGUAGCUGGAGUAGGAUGGCCAAGGGAAAGAUGACGGGGUUGGACAGAGAACCAAAGAGUUUGAGCCAUUGGAUCGUGCAAGGCCUGGAUAGAGUGGAUGUGGAGAGGAUAUUACCACUAGUGGAGCGUCUAGGACCACAAUAAGUAGACGUACCUUUAGAAAGGAGAUGAGGAGGAAUUCCUUUAGUCAAAGGGUAGUGAAUCAGUGGAAAUCGCUGCCACAGACGGCUAUGGAGGCCACGUCUUUGGGUAUUUUUAAUAUUUGGUGACCAAAAUGUCAGGCCCUAUUUUUGCUGCUCUGAUUUUUUUCAUGCAUAUUUUGGAAGGAGGACAAAGCUUUUUGAUAAGAAAUUCAUCCUCUCCUCCUGAGUCGUGUACUCAUAGAUAAAUAGACCCUUCAGCCCAAGUCUUCUCUGCUGACCAAGAUACCACAUCUAUGCUAGUCCCAUUUGCUUGCAUUUGGGCCAUAUGCAUCUACACCUAUCCUAACCAUGUACCUGUCCAAGUGUCUUUCCAAUGUUGUUGUUGCAUCUAACUCCUCUGGCAGCUCAUUCCCUCUGAGUGAAGAGGUUGCCCCCCUCACGUUCCUAUUAAACCUUGGCCCUCUCACCUGAAACCUAUGACUACUGGUUCUAGAUUACCCCAAACCUGGGUAAGACUCUGUGCAUUCACUCUAUCCAUUCCCCAGUCCAAAGAAAGGUUCCUGACCUGAUAAGUCGCCUAUCCAUAUUCAUCAGCGAUACUACCUGACCUGCUGAGUUACUCCAGCAUUUUGUGUCUUUCAUUGGGAAACCAGCAUCUGCAGUUCCUUGUUUCUAGCUGUUCUCCAGAGAUGCUGCCUGACCCACUUAGUUGCUCCAGCACUUUUUGCCCCUUUUAUGUACACCAGCGUCCGUGUUUCUACCAGGUAUAUCUCAGAUGUUCACUCACCAAGUCAACGGUGGUGUAGCGGUAGAGAUGCUGCCUUACAGCACUUACAGCGCCAGAGACCCGGGUUCGAUCCUGACUACAGGUGCUGUCUGUACGGAGUUUGUACCUUCUCUCCGUGACCACGUGGGUUUCCUUCCACAAUCCAAAGACGUACAGGUCUGUGGGUUAACUGGCCUGGUAUAAAUGUAAAAUUGAUGCUAGUGCGUGUAGGAUAGUGUUAAUGUGUGGGGAUCGCUGGUCGGUGCGGACUCAGUGGGCCGAAGGGCCUGUUUCCGCGCUGUUUCUCUAAACUAAACUAGGUUUUUGCGGUGGACUUUCACACUGUUCAAUGCGUGGAGAUAAGGGAGGUGGGCAGAUAGAAAAUGGAUCAUGAUAGUCAGUAGGUAAGCAAGCUGAGAUGAGGAACUUACUCUGCGUGAAGUGAUGCCUAACAAUCUUUGUUCCUACUCCAUAUGUUUCAUUUGAUACAUAUUUCUGUAAAUAAGUGUAAAUAAUCACAUUUCCAUUUGGUGCCAAAUUUUGUGUUGAGGAAUCUCAGGAUGUUGUUCCAAAAGACAUCAUGUCAGUGCAAACCAUUGUUGCUUUGUAAAGCCUAACCAUUUAAGUUAAAAAUGAAAUAAAAAUGUCCAUGGCGUUAACAGAUUUCAGGGAGUGCGCCCGUCAGUCUGAAGAAGGGCGGUCACGGUGGCACAGCGGUAGAGUUGCUGCCUUUCAGCGCUUGCGGCGCCAGAGACCCGGGUUCGAGCCUGACUACGGGCGCUGUCUGUGCGGAGUUUGUACGUUCUCCCCGUGACCUGCGUGGGUUUUCUCCGUGAACUUCGGUUUCCUCCCACACUCAAAACACCUGCAGUUUUGGUAUGAAUGUAAAUUGUCUCUAGUGUGUGUAGGAUAGUGUUGGUGUGCGGGGAUCGCUGGUCGGUCCGGACUCGGUGGGCCGAAGGGCCUGUUCCCUCGCAUUAUCUCUCAACUAAACUAGACUAAACUAAAGAGUCCAGACCAGAAACAUUGUUGAUCCACAGAUACUGCCUGACCUGCCUAGUUCCUCGAGCCUUUCUUUAGGAGUCUUGUUUGGUGAAUGAAUCAGCAUUUGGGGUAUUGUGAGCAGUUUUAGGCCCCAUAUCUGAGGAGGGAUAUGCUGGAGUAAGAGAGGGCCCAGAGGAGGUUCACAAGAAUGAUCCCGAAAAUGGUUGGGAUAACAUGUUGAGAGUUUGACGGCACUGGGCCUGUACUUGCUGGAGCUUAGAAGGAUGAGGAGGGGACCUCGUUAAAAGUGAACAGUGAAAGGCCUGGACAGAGUGGAAGUGGACAGGAUGUUUCUACCAGUGGGAGAAUCUAGGACCAGGGGGCAUAGCCCCAUAAUUAAAGGACAUGAGGUCCUUUAGCAAGGAGAUGAGGAGGAAUUUCUUUAGUGAGAGGGUGGUGAAUCUGUGGAAUUCAUUGCCACAGAAGCCCAAAUCAAUGGAUAUUUUUAAGGCGGAGAUUGAUGGACAGGUGGAGACAGGUGUCAGGGGUUAUGGGGAGAAGGAUGGGGUUGAGAGGGAAAGUGAGAACAGCCAUGAUUGAAUGGCAGAGUAGACUUGAUGGGCCGAAUGACCUAUUUCUGCUCCUAUCACUUACGAACGUAUGAAUUGUGUUCGCCCAGAGCUCUAAACCACAAUGGUAGAACGUUGCCACAGGGGAGGGAUUUGAAGAAUGGUAAAUGGGGCCAUUCCCAUUGCAUUAGAGGGUCCCUAUAGACCAUUGCUGACAUGAGUGAGAUGCUAGUAACCUGGAGACUAUCUCAGGAACAGUUUAACUUAACAACAGAAAAUCUGCAUGAGGUGAUGGUCCAAACCUGAAACGUCACCUCCUAUCCAUGUCCUCACGGAGCUGCUGCCCGAUCCUCUGAGUUACUCCAGCACUUUGUGUCUUUAAGCAAGAGUAAGCGCGUCCAUGCUGCGAAAAUGAAAUGCGAACCUUGAUCCUUUCGGUGACUGUGGUGAGAACCGUCCUACUUCAGUCACCGCCAACCUGCGAGAAUCCCAGGGGCUGAAGUAACUCAGCGGGUCAGACAGCAUCAGUGGAGAAAAGGAAUAGGCGAUGUUUUCCCCAUUACUGUGGCCUGUCCCGCUGAGUUACUCCCCCUCUUUGUGUCUAUCUUCGGUUUAAACCACCAUCUGCAGUUCCUUCCUACACGUAGUCCAAAGGAUGAUGGCUUUGUCCUGAGCAGGUGAACGGAGGUUCGUUAAAAUGUAGUCAUAAAUACAGGUACUCAUUCACCCUCAUCCCUACAAGCGGUUUCCAUUCAUUCUAUGGAGACAAAGAUCUAGGCAUACACAAACCUGGAAAUGGGAAUCUGGGUAGUAAAGGCCAAAUGGGAGUUAGUGUUCUGCUGUCAUUCAGUUUCAGAUACUCAUUAUGUUAAAGGUCUGCACAGUGGUGGAGUUGCAACUUCACUGCGCCAGAGACCCAGAUUUGGUCCUGACCAUGGUCGUGGUACAGGUUCUCACUGUGUGGAGUUUGCGUGUUCUCCCCGUGACCGCGUGGGGUUUCCUCCCACCCUCCAAAGACAUGCGGUUUUGUAGGUUAAUUGGCUUCUGUAAAUUGUCCCUAGUGUGUAGGGUGGAACUAGUGUGCUGUUGAUCGCUGGUUGGCAUGGACUUGGUGGGCCGAAGGGCCUGUUUCCACGCUGUGUCUCUAAACUAAAGGUCAUGAUUAACACUGUCAGUUUGAUGAGAAAGUUGGGAAAAUCUGGUUACGCGGUGAGACGUAAAAGAUUCAAUUCCAUUCAAUCAAUUCAGUAUUAUUUGUCAUAUGUAGGUUAACACAGGGUCAACGUUACAAUGAGAUGUGUUUAACAAGACAAUGGGUCAUCUCAGCAAUAAUAUUACAAGGAUAAUAUAAAA
This is a messenger RNA of Leucoraja erinaceus (little skate), 11777 nucleotides long. It is a transcript of the gene nfasca, whose product is annotated as neurofascin homolog (chicken) a. NCBI's taxonomy places the organism in Eukaryota, Metazoa, Chordata, Chondrichthyes, Rajiformes, Rajidae. The record is from RefSeq and is a predicted model, not a curated record. The coding region runs from base 485 to 4510 and encodes 1341 amino acids. Gene Ontology annotation, molecular function: cell-cell adhesion mediator activity. The transcript is spliced from 34 exons. Gene Ontology annotation, biological process: cell-cell adhesion; brain development.